CACUGCCACCUUCCAGGCCCAGUAUGUUGCGGAGUACACCAGCCGUCGUGUCAAAAGCUACACGGCGCCCCCAACCCCACUGCCUGCGACAGUACACGAGGCCCCCUCCAACAGUAGCGCCCACACCAACCCCUUCUGCCCAAGCAUACACUGCUCCGGUGACGGAGACUGUAAUUAA
Molecule: messenger RNA, 178 nt
Organism: Sphaeroforma arctica JP610
Lineage: Eukaryota; Ichthyosporea; Ichthyophonida
Exons: 1
Source: RefSeq, a predicted model, not a curated record